UUUCUUUCAUCACGAAUGUCAUUGAAUACUGGUGGAUGUUCUCGAUUUGGUAGCACGCUGGUCAUCGCUGAACACGAUGACACCACUCUUACCCCGAUUACGCUUAACGCCAUCACGGCUGCUGGAAAGCUUGGAGAUGACGUCGCUGUCCUCGUAACUGGAGCGAAUGCAUCGAAAGUCGCUGAGCAGGUAGCCAAGAUAUCUGGUGUUAAGAAGGUGCUUGUCGCUCAAGACGAUAAACUCAAAAACAAUCUGCCUGAGCGUGUUACACCUGUCGUACUCGCUUCACAAAAGCAGUUCAACUUUUCAUCAAUAGUUGCUGGUGCAUCGGCAUUCGGACGAAGCGUGAUUCCCCGAAUAGCGGCUAAGCUUGACUGUGCACCGAUCAGUGAAGUUACGGAGGUGCACUCUGCUGAUACAUUCACUCGUACGCAGUACGCAGGAAAUGCUAUUGUUAAGGUACAAAGUUCAGCGCCUGUAAAGGUUAUGACGUUCCGGAGCACGUCUUUUACACCAGCAUCACAGGGCGGGAACGGCUCUAUCGAGAACGCUCCUUCUGCUGAUGUCAAGGUAGAGUCAUCAGAAUUUAUCGGUCAAGAAUUAAGUAAAUCUGAACGACCCGAUCUCACCACCGCUAAGAUUGUUGUCUCUGGUGGACGAGGACUAAAAAGUGGUGACAAUUUUAAACUCAUUUAUGAUCUAGCCGAUAAACUUGGUGCUGGAGUCGGUGCAUCACGUGCAGCCGUUGAUGCUGGCUUCGUCCACAACGAUAUGCAAGUCGGACAAACAGGGAAGAUAGUUGCUCCAGAGCUGUAUAUCGCUGUAGGAAUCUCUGGUGCAAUUCAGCAUUUAGCAGGAAUGAAAGAUAGCAAGGUUAUCGUCGCAAUCAACAAGGAUCCUGAUGCCCCAAUAUUCCAGGUGGCCGACUUUGGCUUGAAAGCCGAUCUGUUCAAAGCGGUCCCAGAAAUGAUCGCUGCUCUGUAG
Messenger RNA from Angiostrongylus costaricensis, 984 nucleotides. The record is from the annotation of a GenBank genome assembly. NCBI's taxonomy places the organism in Eukaryota, Metazoa, Nematoda, Chromadorea, Rhabditida, Metastrongylidae.